UCCGGAAGUGCGGAACCCACGGGCGGUCCUGCAGCUAGGCAGGCCUGGGGCUUGGUUCUAUGUCCCUGCGGGUCGGUGCGAGGGCGAAGAGGAACCUGUGGGCCUCGGGGGAUCCCGGGGAGCCGGACCAGUGUUCCCCAGUUGUUGGAGCAGACGCGUGAGCGCAUCGCGGGCGGGCAGGGCCUGACGUGCAGCUAUGUUUCCAGUGUCCUCUGGGUGUUUCCAAGAGCUACAAGGAACAAAUAAAUCUCUGGGGUUGGUAUCCUUUGAAGAUGUGGCUGUGCACUUCACCUGGGAGGAGUGGCAGGACCUGGAUGACGUUCAGAGGACCCUCUACUGGGACGUGAUGCUGGAAACCUACAGCAGCCUGGUAUCAUUGGGGCAUUGCAUUACCAAACCUGAGAUGAUCUUCAAGCUAGAGCAAGGAGCAGAGCCAUGGAUAGUAGAAGAAGCCCCAAACCUGAGACUUUCAGCUGUCCAGAUCCUUGAUGACCUUAUUGAAAGGAGCCAUGAAAGUCAUGAUAGAUUUUUCUGGCAAAUUGUAAUCACCAACAGCAACACAUCAAUUCAGGAGAGAGUUGAAUUAGGAAAAACAUUUAAUUUGAACUCAAACCAUGUUUUAAAUCUGAUUAUAAAUAAUGGAAACAGUUCAGGAAUGAAGCCUGGGCAGUUUAAUGUUUGCCAGAACAUGAUUUUCCCUAUUAAGCCUGGUGAGACACAGUCUGGAGAGAAACCUCAUGUCCCUGAUAUAACUAGGAGAUCCCACAGACAUCAUGAACAUCUUACUCAGCAUCACAAGAUUCAAACUCUGCUGCAGCCUUUUCAAUGUAAUGAACAAGGGAAAACCUUCAACAUGGAGGCAAUGUUCUUUAUACAUAAGAGGGUUCAUACAGGACAGACCUUUGAUAAAUAUAAUGAAUAUAAGAAAGCCUGUAAUAAUUCAGCUGUUAUCGUCCAAGGGAUAACUCAGGUAGGACAGCAAACUUGCUGUAGAAAGUCUGACAUCACUAAAGAUCAGCGAACACACGCAGGAGAGAAACCCUAUGAAUGUGUUGAAUGUGAGAAACCCUCCAUUAGCAAAUCAGACCUUAUGAUACAGCACAAGAUGCCUACUGAGGAAAAACCUUAUGCCUGUAACUGGUGUGAAAAAUUGUUCAGCUAUAAGUCCAGCCUCACUAUCCAUCAGAGAAUUCACACAGGAGAAAAGCCCUAUGGAUGCAAUGAAUGUGGAAAAACCUUUCGCCGUAAGUCAUUCCUCACUUUACAUCAGAGAACUCACACAGGGGAUAAACCCUACAAAUGUAUUGAAUGUGGAAAAACUUUUCACCGUAAGUCACUUCUCACUUUACAUCACAGAACUCACUCAGGGGAAAAGCCCUAUCAGUGUAGUGAAUGUGGAAAAACCUUUAGCCAGAAGUCAUACCUCACAAUACAUCAUAGAACUCACACCGGGGAAAAGCCCUAUGCAUGUGAUCAUUGUGAAAAAGCAUUUAGCCAUAAGUCAAGGCUUACUGUCCAUCAGAGAACACACACAGGGGAAAAACCCUAUGAAUGUAAUGAGUGUGGAAAACCCUUUAUCAAUAAGUCGAACCUCAGGAUACAUCAGAGAACUCACACAGGGGAAAAACCCUAUGAAUGCAAUGAAUGUGGGAAAACCUUUCACCAUAAGUCAUUCCUCACUGUCCAUCAAAGGACUCACACAGGGGAAAAACCCUAUGAAUGCAAUGAAUGUGGGAAAACAUUUCGCCGUAAGUCAUUCCUCACUGUCCGUCAGAGAACUCAUACUGGGGAAAAACCAUAUGCAUGUAACGAAUGUGGAAAAACAUAUAGCCACAAGUCAUACCUUAUAGUACAUCACAGAACUCACACAGGGGAAAAACCCUAUAAAUGUAAUGAAUGUGGAAAAUCCUUUUACUGUAAGUCAUUCCUAACUAUACAUCAGAGAACUCAUGCUGGCAAAAAACCCUAUGAAUGUAAUGAAUGUGAGAAAACCUUUAUCAAUAAGUUAAACCUUGGGAUACACAAGAGAACUCACACAGGGGAAAGACCCUAUGAAUGUAAUGAAUGUGGAAAAACCUUUCGUCAGAAGUCAAAUCUCAGCACCCAUCAGGGAACUCACACAGGGGAGAAACCUUACUUAUGUAAUGAAUGUGGAAAAACCUUUCAUCGCAAGUCAUUCCUCACCAUACACCAGAGAACUCACACAGGGAAAAACCGUAUGGAUGUAAUGAAUGUGGAAAAACUUUUUGUCAGAAAUCAUACCUUAUUAUACAUCAGAGAACUCACACCAGGGAAAAGCCCUAUGAAUGUAAUGAAUGUGGAAAAUCCUUUCAUCAGAAGGCAAAUCUUCAGAAGCAUCAAGGUAUUCACAUGGGGGAGAAACCCUAUGAAUGUAGCGAAUGUGGAAAAACUUAGUCAGAAGUCAGUCCUCACUGUACAUCAUAGAACCCAUACUGGAGAAAAACCUUACGAAUGUAAUGAGUGUGGGAAAACCUUUUGUCACAAGUCAAACCUCAAUACGCAUCAGGGAACUCACUCAGGAGAGAAACCCUAUGAAUGUGAUGAAUGUAGGAAAACUUUUUACGAUAAGACAGUUCUCACCAUAUAUCAGAUAACUCACACAGGUGAGAAGCCAUUUGAGUGUAAAGAAUGUAGGAAAACCUUCUCCCAGAAGUCAAAACUCUUUGUACAUCACAGAACUCACACAGGGGAAAAACCCUUUAGAUGUAAUGAAUGUAGGAAAACUUUCUCCCAGAAGUCAGGCCUCAAUAUACAUCAGAGAACACACACAGGAGAAAAACCUUAUGAAUGUAAGGAAUGUGGGAAAACCUUUUGCCAGAAGUCACACCUCAGCAGGCAUCAACAAACCCAUAUAGGAGAGAAAUCUGACGUAGCUGAGGCAGGCUAUGUGUUCCCUCAAAAUCACUCUUUUUUCCCUUGAACACACAACCUACACCUCUCCGGCUACUAUUAUAGAUUUCUCCAUGCUCAGUCUAGGAGAAUAUGGACACAAAUGGUGACUAUUACUUCCUGGCCUACCAACAAGAAGGUCUUAACCAUGCUGUAACAGAUGUGCUAUCAUGCAGGCUUUCUUCUUCCCAUUUUUACAGCACACUUCACACUUUAAUGUCACAGAUAUGGUUGUUUUCCUAGAAGCUCAUGUACCAACCUCUGCCAGCUUCAAACAUUUCUUCCACAACUUCCUCACUUCUCUUCUCCUCCAUAGAAUUGAAGAGAGUUAGGGCCUUUCUCAGGAUUAGGCUUUGUCUCAAGGGAAUGUUGGGGCUGAUUUGAUCUUCUAUGCAGACCACUCAGACUUUCUCUGUAUCAGUAAAAAUCUGUUUUGUUUUUUAAAAUCAUUCAUGUUUUCACUGGAGUAGCACCUAUAACUUCCUUCAAGAACUUUUUCUUUGCAUUCACAACUUGGGUAGCUGAUGCAAGAAGCUUAGCUUUGGCCUGUCUUAGCUUCCAACAUGCCUUCUUCACUAAGCUUGAUGAUUUCUGCCUUUUGAUUUGAAGUGACAGACAUGCACACUUCUUUUCACUUGAACACAUGGUGGCCACUGCAGAGUGAAGUGGCCUAAUUUCAUUGUUGUAUCUUGGGGAAUGGGGGGUUGGAAGAGAGAAAUAGAGACAGGGAAAUGACUAGUCAAUGAAGCAGUCAAACACAUUUUUCCAUCAUGUUUGUUGUCUUCCAUAGAGUUCCAGCACCCUGAGACAAUUCCAAUAGUAACAUCAGAAAUCACUGAUCACAGAUCAUCAUAACAGAUGUGAUAACUAAAAUCUUUGAAAGAUUGUGGGGAUUGCCAAAAGAUGUGACACAGAUGUGAAGUGAGCACACGGUGUUGGAAAAAUGGUGCUGGUCAGACUUGCUGAGCACUUCAUGGCCACAAAUCUUUAAUUUGUUAAAAAGGUGAUGUUGCCAAGCAAAAUAAAGUGAAGCUCGAUAAAGUGAGGUGUGCCUCUAUUUUGAUGGGCUCUAACAAUUUGUCUUUUCAUUGGUACAUUUAGACCAUUGACAUUCAAAGUGAUUGUACAGUUGGAUUAAUUUUGCCAUAUCAUUUUCCAUUCACUCCUAUUGUUCUUUGUUCUUGCUUUGUCCUCCACUCUUUUUCUGCCUUUUAUGGAGUUGAUGAUUUUAUGAUUUUUGUUUCCUCUCUUGCUUUUUUUUUUUUAUUGAGACACUCACCCAGGCUGGAGUGCAGUGGUGUGAUCAUGGCUCCCUGCAGCCUCAACCUCGUGGGUUCAAGUGAUCCUUCCACCUCAGUCUCCCAGUUAGCUAGGACUACAAGUAUGCAAUUAGCUAGGACUACAAGUAUGCACCACCAUACCUGGCCUUUUCUUUUCUAUAGGGAUAGGGUCUCACUGUGUUGCUCAGGAUAGUCUCUAACUCCUGGACUCAAGCCAUCUUUCUACCUUGGCAUAAGCCACUAUACCUGGCCUGUUUUCUCUUUUUAACAUUUUUAUACUUUGGUUUUUACUAGUUGCCCUGGAGUUUGCAGUAUAGACUUGCAAAAAAUCCAAGUCCACCUUCAAAUAACAGUAUACCAGUUCAGUUACUCCAACUGUCUUCUAAUAGAAAUGUAAUACCAGUUUCUCUCAUAUUCCCAUCUGUUGUGUUAUUGUUGCCAUUUGUUUCACUUAUAUGUAAGCAUACAUAGCCUUGUAUAUAUUAAGUAUGUAAUUGGCUGGGUGCCUUGGCUUAAGCCUGUAAUCCCAAUACUUUGGGAGGCUGAGGCAGGUGGAUCAUGAGGUCAGGAGAUGGAGACCCUCCUUGCUAACACGGUGAAACCCCAUCUCUACUAAAAAUACAAAAAAUUAGUUGGACGUGGUGGCACACGCCUGUAGUCCCAGCUACUCGGGAGGCUGGGACAUGAGAAUUGCUUGAACCAGGGAGGAGGUGGAGGUUGCAGUGAGCUGAGAUUGCAUCACUGCACUCCAGCCUGGGUGACAGAGCAAGACUCUGUCUCAAAAAAAAAAAAAAGUAUAUAAUUGCAUACAUUGUUAUUAUAUACAAACUGUUAUAUGUUAGGUCAAUUAAGAAUAAAAAGCAGCUGGGUACAGUGCCUUAUGCCUGUAAUUCCAGCACGUUGGGAGGCCGAGGUGGGCAGAUCAUGAGGUCAGGAGAUCGAGACCAUCCUAGCUAACAUGGUGAAAUCCCACCUCUACUAUAAAUACAAAAACAAAA
This is a messenger RNA of Pongo pygmaeus (Bornean orangutan), 5188 nucleotides long. Its product is annotated as zinc finger protein 717-like. The record is from RefSeq and is a predicted model, not a curated record. Lineage: Eukaryota; Metazoa; Chordata; Mammalia; Primates; Hominidae. Gene Ontology annotation, molecular function: DNA-binding transcription factor activity, RNA polymerase II-specific; RNA polymerase II cis-regulatory region sequence-specific DNA binding. Gene Ontology annotation, biological process: regulation of transcription by RNA polymerase II.